Molecule: messenger RNA, 1029 nt
Organism: Hydatigera taeniaeformis
Lineage: Eukaryota; Metazoa; Platyhelminthes; Cestoda; Cyclophyllidea; Taeniidae
Source: the annotation of a GenBank genome assembly
AUGGCUUUGCAAGAGGAGCAGAGUUCCAGUACAAAUGCAACGGUGGCUGCUAUGGAUGACGAAGUUGCCGGUCCUAUUCCAGUCCAGAAGCUCGAAGGAUCUGGGAUUUCAGCAGCUGAUGUUAAGAAGUUGCAAGAAGCAGGAUUUUAUUCCGUAGAAAGCAUACAGUUUGUCCCCAAAAAGGCUCUGCUUGCUAUCAAGGGUAUUAGCGAAAUGAAGGCGGACAAAAUUUUGGAUGCUGCAAAGAAAUUGGUUCCAUUUGGCUUUACUACAGCUACUGAGUUUCAUCAGAAGCGUUCGGAAAUCAUUCAACUUACUACGGGCUCCAAGGAGUUGGAUAAGUUACUGCAAGGUGGGAUUGAAACUGGCUCCAUCACCGAGCUCUUUGGCGAAUUUCGUACCGGCAAAACGCAAAUUUGCCACACUUUAGCCGUUACAUGCCAGUUGCCUGUUGAUAUGGGAGGCGGUGAAGGCAAGUGCCUUUACAUCGAUACAGAGGGAACUUUUCGACCAGAGCGGCUUCUUGCCGUCGCUGAGCGGUAUGGACUAUCAGGAAGUGACGUCCUUGAUAAUGUCGCCUAUGCUCGUGCUUACAAUACCGACCACCAGAUGGAGCUUCUGAUCAAUGCUGCUGCCAUGAUGAGUGAAUCUAGAUACGCUCUACUGAUAGUGGACAGCGCCACCGCCCUCUACCGAACGGACUACUCCGGUCGUGGUGAGCUUUCUGCCCGCCAGAUGCACCUAGCUCGCUUCCUCCGAACACUCCUCCGACUGGCCGAUGAGUUUGGUGUCGCCGUCGUGAUCACCAAUCAAGUUGUUGCUCAGGUGGACGGCGCGGCGAUGUUUUCGGCAGAUCCGAAGAAACCUAUUGGUGGCAAUAUUAUGGGUCACGCAUCUACUACUAGACUCUAUCUUCGAAAGGGUAGAGGCGAGACGAGAGUGUGCAAGAUCUACGACAGUCCCUGUCUACCAGAAGCGGAGGCAAUGUACGCAAUUCUGCCGGACGGGAUCGGGGACGCCAAGGACUGA